Messenger RNA from Mauremys mutica (yellowpond turtle), 767 nucleotides. RefSeq names its product collectin-12-like. Gene Ontology annotation, molecular function: signaling receptor activity. The coding region runs from base 1 to 753 and encodes 250 amino acids. The record is from RefSeq and is a predicted model, not a curated record. The transcript has 6 exons. Lineage: Eukaryota; Metazoa; Chordata; Testudines; Geoemydidae.
AUGUGGGCAAUGCAGCUCUGUCUGCUGGAUACCCAGGCCGAGCAGGUGUGUCCAUGGUUUGUGGUGGUGGUGGGGAAUAAGAGCCAGCGUGUGGCCAGGACAGGGUUAUCAGAGCCAUUUCCCCCCUUUCCAGAGCCCCCCUUCACGAACCGGCAGCUGGUGAUCACCACCGUGAUCAUUAUCACCGUCAAACUGCUCCUGGUGACCCUGGGCCUCCACUACCUCCUCUACUUUUCACAGGCCACCCCUUCUCCCACCAAGCCAGGAGACCCUGGCCCCACAACCCAGAGGAGCACAGCAGGCAUUCCCUGGUGCCAGUCAAGCUGGGAACAGAAACAAGGGAGGUGCUACCUUUUCUCCCGGACUAACCAGACCUGGAAGGCAGCGAGAAACUCCUGCUUAGCCCAGAAGGCUGAUCUGGUGGUGAUCAAUGACGAAACGGAGCAGAAUUACUUGGCUAUUAAAGCUCGUUCCAUUCGUCACUGGAUCGGCUUCACCGACCAAGGGACUCAAGGCACCUGGCGCUGGGUGGACAACACUCCUGUGGCAUUUACGAACUGGAGCGAAAAGGAGCCCAAUAACCUGUUAAUGAAUGGAAUCGAUCAUGAGGACUGCGCCCACCUGCUGGAGACUGGCCUGUGGAAUGACAAACUCUGUAGUAACUCUUACAGAUUAGAAGGUGACAGACCAACACCCAUAAGACGAGGCAGCCGUCCCUGUCAAAAAAAUCAUCUCCCUUCUUCACUUGAGUGACAGCCUGAAUAGUU